CCCUUUUCCUCUCGGCCGCUCCAGCGGGACGGAAAGCCCUUUAAUCGGCCGCGUCGAGGUGAUCCCUUUUCUUUCUCUCUCUUUUUUUUUUUAGAAAGAUAACGUCCGCAUGAGAAACGGUGGUUUUGCGGCGUGGCUCGUAAAGGGUCGGUUAGCGCGUCCCGGCACGAAAUAAUUCGUGUUAAUUCGCCCCGACGAGGUUUAUCUUCGAUUCGUGUCGUCAUUUACAUAACGCGACGCGUUCACGUCGCCCCGAGUGCUCGUGUUUUCUUGCUCUUUUUUUUUCCUCCCUAUUUCCGACGCUGUCGUGUUUGCCGAGUUGGUAACAAUACAGCUCGCGGCAAAGCGCGCCGGGAAAGAUCGCGUAACGGCGGAAAUGAACGUCUAAUAUUUAAGCCGCCGCCGUCGCCGCCGAGGUCUCGCGGGUGAGGGAGAGAGUAUUUCUCCAAGUAUUUUGUCUAUAAAACCCGUGCGAUCGAUUCCCGCGCGCGUACGGAGAGAAAUGAAAUCUGCGCGAGGCGUCUUCCGCCCUCGGCCCCGCUAAUUGUAAGCGCAUAAAUUAGUCAAACUGUGUAAAGGUUAGGGAGUCAAGGGGGAUCACCUCGACCGUGCGUCUCCUGGCAAUAAUUUAAGUCCCGUGGGGUGCCUCGUCGGAAUAUUGCCGCUUGCGGGAUUAUCGGUAUCGCGUAAGCGGCGCAGCGGCAACUAAUAUUCCAAGUGCGGCGUAGAUCGCGGGAUCGAUCGGAGGCGACGCGCGCCUCGCCCGAUGAUCGCGAUCGAGAGGGCUACGCCGAUCCGAUCGCAUUUACGAUUCCCGUGCAUUCGGCGGCGAUAAACGGACACGCCCACGCCUGCACGGAGAGCAGCAGCCCGGACGCGCGGCGGACGUGGUCGUCGCCGACCGCAGAAGCGGGCUUCGGCGGGCCUCGCCGGGCGCGGAUCGCAUAGGACCAUCUAGCCGCCGAUACGUCCCUGAUCUGGUGUGGUUUGGACACUGACGUAUUUCAUUCUUGCGACUUGUCAAUAACAUCAAUCAUGGAGACGCAAACUGAGAUGCCGGGAAACACAACGGUGGGUAGCACGCUACUCGACGAGGAACUUCGUCGAAUUCUGCUGGAACGUGAGCAAGAAUGCAUGAAGCUGAAAGCCGCGAAUACGACGUUGCCGCUGUCGGAGCCGUACUGUCGAUUCACUUUCGACGGGUGGUCCUGUUGGCCAAACACUCCAGCGGGAUCAACAGCUUAUAUACCGUGUCCUGAUUUCAUCACCGGCUUCGAUGCAUCGCCCCGGCCUACCACCCAAUUCAAGCUGGCGACGAGAUGCGGCCGUCCCGCGAUAUAAAACAUUAUUUUUAUGAAUUUGAAAUUAAAUGUUAUUCUUAAUAAAGAGUUCGAGAUUUUUGUCAUAAUUUGAAA
This is a messenger RNA of Vollenhovia emeryi, 1415 nucleotides long. Its product is annotated as calcitonin receptor-like. The record is from RefSeq and is a predicted model, not a curated record. Gene Ontology annotation, molecular function: G protein-coupled receptor activity. The coding region runs from base 1036 to 1341 and encodes 101 amino acids. The transcript has 5 exons. Lineage: Eukaryota; Metazoa; Arthropoda; Insecta; Hymenoptera; Formicidae. Gene Ontology annotation, cellular component: membrane. Gene Ontology annotation, biological process: G protein-coupled receptor signaling pathway.